Messenger RNA from Coprinopsis cinerea okayama7#130, 1530 nucleotides. RefSeq names its product ATP-dependent RNA helicase dhh1. Gene Ontology annotation, cellular component: cytoplasmic stress granule; P-body. NCBI's taxonomy places the organism in Eukaryota, Fungi, Basidiomycota, Agaricomycetes, Agaricales, Psathyrellaceae. Gene Ontology annotation, molecular function: ATP binding; mRNA binding; RNA helicase activity. Gene Ontology annotation, biological process: P-body assembly; cytoplasmic stress granule assembly. The transcript is spliced from 3 exons. The coding region runs from base 1 to 1530 and encodes 509 amino acids. The record is from RefSeq and is a predicted model, not a curated record.
AUGGCCCAAGUAGCACCUGCUUCAUCAUCAACAAGCAGCACGUCUGACAACUGGAAGACUGGCCUCAAACCACCACCAAAAGACCUGCGACCCCAAACUGAAGAUGUCACGGCGACCAAAGGACUCGAAUUCGAGGACAUGAGGCUCGGUCGCGAGCUGCUCAUGGGCAUCUUCGAGGCUGGGUUCGAGAAGCCGUCCCCCAUCCAAGAAGAGGCCAUCCCCGUCGCCCUGACCAAGCAAGACAUCCUCGCCCGCGCAAAGAACGGCACAGGCAAGACCGCCGCCUUCGUUAUCCCCUCUCUCCAGCAAAUCGACGUUGCCAAGCCCAAGAUCCAAGCCCUCCUCCUCGUACCAACACGUGAGCUGGCGCUCCAGACAGCCCAGGUCUGCAAGAUUCUAGGGAAGCAUAUGGGCGUACAGGUCAUGGUCACCACUGGCGGCACAACCCUGAAGGACGACAUCAUCCGAUUGAGCGAUACCGUGCAUGUCCUCGUCGGCACGCCUGGCCGGAUAUUGGAUCUGGCAGGAAAGAACGUGGCCGACUUGAGCGAAUGCCCUGUCUUUGUUAUGGACGAAGCCGAUAAACUUCUUUCGCCCGAGUUCGCGCCCGUCAUGGAGCAGCUGUUGUCUUUCCUCCCUUCAGAACGACAGGUUAUGUUGUUCAGCGCAACUUUCCCUAUGAUCGUCAAGGAUUUCAAGGACAAACACAUGCGUUCCCCAUACGAGAUCAACUUGAUGGAAGAACUGACACUACGCGGUGUGACCCAGUACUACGCCUACGUCGAGGAGCGACAAAAGGUCCACUGCCUCAACACCCUCUUCUCCAAACUCCAAAUCAACCAGUCCAUCAUCUUCUGCAACAGCACCAACCGAGUCGAGCUUCUCGCAAAGAAGAUCACCGAGCUCGGCUACUCGUGUUUCUACUCGCACGCAAAGAUGCUCCAGUCGCAUCGUAACCGCGUCUUCCACGAUUUCCGAAACGGCGUCUGCCGCAACCUCGUCUGCUCGGAUCUCCUCACCCGUGGUAUCGAUAUCCAAGCCGUCAACGUUGUCAUUAACUUUGACUUUCCCAAGAACAGCGAAACCUACCUCCAUCGUAUCGGUCGAUCAGGUCGAUUCGGUCACUUGGGUCUUGCCAUUAACCUGGUGACAUACGAGGACCGAUUCAACCUGUACAAGAUCGAGCAAGAGUUGGGUACCGAGAUUCAGCCCAUUCCUCAGUCCAUCGACAGGAGCCUGUAUGUCGCUCCUAAUGCGACGGAGGAUCAGAAGCAGAAGCCUUUCCAGCACCAAUCUCAACAGCAGCAGCAGAUGCAACAACGUCAGGUUGCUGGCCCCGCACCACCCAGGAACGGACAAGUGCCCGCUCAGCAGCAUCCCCAGCAGCAGCAGCAACAACAACAGCAGCAGCAGCAGCAGGUCGCGUAUAACCAGGGCAUGCAACAAAGGCAGAACGGCCAGCCCCCUCGAGUGCAACAACAGCAACAACAACAACCCGCAUAUAGAGGAGGCGUCCCCGUCGGACGAUGA